Plasmodium gonderi is the source of this 786-nucleotide messenger RNA. Its product is annotated as variable surface protein. The transcript is spliced from 3 exons. Bases 1 to 786 code for a protein of 261 amino acids. The record is from RefSeq and is a predicted model, not a curated record. Lineage: Eukaryota; Apicomplexa; Aconoidasida; Haemosporida; Plasmodiidae.
AUGGUGAGUAGAUAUUUUAAUACAUGCGCUUGUAAAUACUUCAGCUAUAAGCUAAAAAAGGAACUAAAAACAUUUGUUGAAGAUCCUACAGAAACAGUGGCUAAUUACAAACGAAUAGGGGAACAAAGUCAAAAAUACAUUACAAAUGUAAAAAACUUUAAUCAAGUGUGUAAUGGUCAUGAUGCACAUAUUGAUGAUCAUACAUACUUGGUGUUUCAUAAUUUGGAUGAACACUAUAAUAAUAUUGAAAAAAAUAAAAUAAAUUCAUGUAAUUGUCCAGCUUAUAUUAAUAGUCACAAGAAAUAUAUGAAAUUUUUGAGAGAGUGUCAAUAUAAGUUUAACAAAAUAUUUACAAGUAUUCUUGAUGGAGCAGAAACAUUAUAUCACACAUAUAGGAAAAAUAUGUUAUACUAUCCAAUUGAAUAUCGUCCCUCGAAGAGAUCACCUGCAAAAAAUCAAAAAUCAGUCACAGAAGAAAAAUAUGGGAUAGAACAAGGAAAAAUCACAGUGAAAAAAACAGAAACAACUACAAGUCUACAUACUAACACAAUCCCUAAGCCCCAAUAUACUAAAAGAAUAUUAACUCAUACAAUCCAAGAAGUUAAAACAAUUACAAGUGCAAAUAUUGACGAAAUUACGGGGGUAGGAACAUCCAUGUAUCAUUCCUUUGCUAAUAUUCAGUAUACAACAUUAGGUUUAUUUUUAAAUCCAAGCGUAAAAAAUAUAAAAAGAAUGAUUAACAAAAAAUAUAAUGAUCAUACAAAUCUGAUGAAUUCAUUUGAAUGA